AUGUCUCCUGCCGCUGCUGCCGAGCCAGAUGGGGUCCAGGAAGACAGGCAUGUCAGCAAGCUCAUUUUCUUCCUUUUCGUCAUCGGUGCCAUCCUGCUGUGCGUGGGAGUCCUGCUCUCUAUCUUUGGGUUCCAGGCGUGCCAAUAUGAAACCUUCCCAGACUGCAGCGUGGUGCUGAAGAUCGCCGGACCGGCGUGUGCCGUGGUUGGGCUGGGGGCUGUGAUCCUGGCCCGCUCCAGGGCACGACUUCAGCAAACUGAGGCACACCUGCGAGGCAACAACCAGGGGGACUCCGACCGACCCUUCCUCUGUGGGGAGAGCCGCCAGUUUGUCCAGUGCCUCAUCUUUGGGUUUCUGUUCCUGACGAGCGGCAUGCUCAUCAGCGUACUGGGCAUUUGGGUCCCUGGGUGUGGCUCAGACUGGAUGCAGGAACCGCUGAACAAGACAGACACGGCUGACUCGGAGCCCCAGAUCUGUGGCCUCCUGUCCCUGCAGGUCCUGGGGCCCUUGAUUGUGCUUGUGGGGUUGUCUUUCUUCGUGGUUGCCCACGUUAAGAAGAGAAACAAUUUGAAUGGGGCCCAGGAUGCUUCUGAAAGUGAAGAGAGACAAACCCAGAGCCUGGAGCCUGUCCAGGUGACUGUAGGUGAUGCCGUGAUCAUAUUCCCACCUCCUCCACCACCUUACUUUCCUGAGUCUUCAGCUUCUGCAGCUACUCGGAGUCCUGGGGCUGACGGUUUGCUGCCAGAUGAACGCCCACCUUCAUAUUAUAGUAUUUUUCACUCUGGGUCCCCAACUCCUGAGGGCCAAGGCGCGGCCUCUGAGAGAGAUUGUGAAUCGAUAUAUACGAUUUCUGGGACCGCUUCAUCCUCUGAGACCUCCCACACUCUCCACCUCUUGUCCGAACUGCCUCCCAGAUACGAAGAAAAAGAAACUGCUGCUACCACAUCCUUGCCUCCAUCUUCUGAGCCUUCCCCACCAUGA
Molecule: messenger RNA, 981 nt
Organism: Rangifer tarandus platyrhynchus (Svalbard reindeer)
Lineage: Eukaryota; Metazoa; Chordata; Mammalia; Artiodactyla; Cervidae
Source: the annotation of a GenBank genome assembly